AUGAAGCUCCUUUUUCCUAUCUUUGCCAGCCUCAUGCUACAGUACCAGGUGAACACAGAAUACUUUGGCUUAGGAAGAUGUGUAAUGGGUUUUGGGAGAUGCAAAGACCACUGCGCCAUGGAUGAAAAAGAGGUAGAUAAAUGCAAAAAGAAAAAAUGUUGUAUUGGACCAAAAGUGUUUCGACUGAUAAAAAGCUACAUACAAAAUGAAAUGCUCCACACACUUGAAGAGGACUCUCAGGAAGUGCUAAAAAGUACCAAGAAUUUUAGUGUUGUGAUGCAAACAAAAAAUCAUAUUUUAGCUCUUCUGCCCAAAUUCAAAAGUGUCAACCCUUUUGCCAACAUCAACACCAGCGUCAUCCCAAAUGCCACCACUGUGAAGUCUGCCACCACCAACCCCAUGAUCUCAGGAAAGAUAAUACACACUGCUACUUCUACCAAGAGUGACACCAAAAAAAGAAGAGAUUCAGCCACUCACUCCCCACCACCAGCACCACCACCAUAG
Molecule: messenger RNA, 504 nt
Organism: Mesoplodon densirostris (Blainville's beaked whale)
Lineage: Eukaryota; Metazoa; Chordata; Mammalia; Artiodactyla; Ziphiidae
Gene: DEFB129
Product: defensin beta 129
Source: RefSeq, a predicted model, not a curated record